CAUGGGAAUACUCCUAUCAGGCAAAUUGCAUGCGAAAAUUUGGUCGGAUUUUCCACGGCUCAGCCAGAGAUCUUCAAACGCCACCAGCUCUUGCCGAUUCGUGACCUCAAGCUUCUAGUUCUAGAUUAUACAGUGAGUACGCAGCUGUCAUUGAUGGAUUGGCAAUGGUAUUCAAAGUCUCUUGAUGGUUGAUCGUUCUCUCCUAUUUCAACAGCCAAUUGCUAGCAAUGCUUUAACAAUACUCGUCAACCUUUCCGCCGAUAAGGAGAUAUUAGAUAAUCUUGCUUCGGAUGAUGCCUUUCUAGAGAACCUCUUGUUUAAGGUCACAAGCAAUAAGGAGCAGAAUGCGGAUAGCUUUUCAAUGCUGUUCGCCAACUUAGGAAAAUCGGAGAAGAUGAAGAGAAUCCUUACCCUCAAACGCCGGGUCCCAGAAUCCGUGUCGAACUCUGCCCACGCAAUUGACCAGUUGAUGGAUUGUUUUGUCAAAGGCGCCGAUGGUUCUCUGAACAAACAUGCUAAUUAUGACUACUUAUCAUAUCUAUUCGCCGACCUAUCAAAGUCAGAAGAAGGACGGGCCUAUUUUACGACGAGACAGGAUUAUGAUGGGGUCGUCCCUGUAACAAAACUCACUGUUUUUACUGAGCAUGACAGCACAAUCCGGAGGAAGGGGGUUGCGUCGACCAUCAAAAAUGUCGCGUUUGAAAUCCCUUUUCAUCCCACGCUGUUUUCCGAAGAAGAGGCAAACCUGCUUCCUUAUUUACUCUUACCGAUCAUGGGCCCAGAAGAGUUUUCGGAAGAGGAGGCUGCAGAUAUGUUGCCAGACCUCCAGCUGCUACCUCCCGACAAGAAGAGGGACAGUGACAAUAGCAUUAUUGUUACACAUCUUGAAACCCUCCUCUUGCUGACUACCACACGAGAAGGGCGAGAUAAGAUGCGAUCCAUCAACGUAUACCCAAUAGUCCGAGAGUGUCAUUUACGCGUCGACAAUGAUGACGUCCAAGAGGCCUGUGACAGACUAGUCCAGGUUUUGAUGCGAGAUGAGGAAGGUGAGGGCAAGCCUAUUGCAUUGCCAGAGCAAGACGAGGACCAGAAGGUUGUGGAGCUGUUUUAAGCCCCCCCCCCAUCACUGGUCGAAGUGGUUUACCCCGACGCGUUUUUACUCGCUUAUGCCUCACUUCUUCCUUGAUCUGUCUGGAUUGCGAACCCCCCUCCCAAAGAAACGAAUAAGGUUAUUUUCCGUCUGGCAGAAGAGGAAACCUGCAUAUUAAAAUGAUAAUUCGGAUGCUUGUUGUUUUUACCAAGCCAAUCAUUCAUGCGGGACCGAUGGAGAAGCAGAGCCACUAACCAUUCACUUGUGGAUGGGGCCCAGCAUGGAUGGGAUAAAGAAAUAUUUAAAUUCUAUGACCUAAAAUACGUAUACUAAACAAAGACGGCGAUUUAUUUAUUUUAUUUUUUCAAGUACCUAGGAUUUAUGUAGUUUUGUGGGAAGUCUGAUCAAUUGUGUGUGUGGUGUUGGUGGUUGUAAAUACAUAGC
Aspergillus ochraceoroseus IBT 24754 is the source of this 1534-nucleotide messenger RNA. Its product is annotated as protein HGH1. The transcript is spliced from 3 exons. Lineage: Eukaryota; Fungi; Ascomycota; Eurotiomycetes; Eurotiales; Aspergillaceae. The record is from RefSeq and is a predicted model, not a curated record. The coding region runs from base 185 to 1111 and encodes 308 amino acids.